AGACACUUGCUGCCUUCCUCCAACCACAGCCUGCUCUCCAACCCUCACCAUGUCUUGCCACAACUCCUGCUCUGGAAACUACAGCUCAGGGUGUCUCAGAAAUUCCUGCCAUGUUCCUCUCAAUGCCCCUGUUGCCCUCUGCUCUACAAAUGUGAGCUGUGGAGAUGUGCUCUGUGUACCUGGGGUCUGUCAAAACCAGGCCUGGUUCCCAGGCAACUGCCAGGAGACCUCUGGGGAGAUGAACAGCUGCCAGCCUGCCAACUGCGAGACCUCCAGCUGCUCUUCCACGGCUUACUACGUGCCCAGGCCCUGCCAAGGAUCUGGUUUUCUGCCAACCUCUUCCUUCCUCUCCAGCUCCUGCCUCCCAGUAUCCUAUAGGCCUCUGAGCUAUGUAUCCAGCCACUGUCGUCCAACGACUCCCCUGAUCACUAGUUUCCAGCCCACGGGCUGUGUGUCCAGUGGCUAUCGCCCCCUGACCUGUUUGCCCAACAGCAGCCGACCCCUGAACCUCCUCCCUUAUGGGUACCGACCCACGGGGUGUUUGACCUACAAUCCUCAAGCAGUGAACAUUGUGUCCAGCAGCUUCAGACCUCUGCAGCCUCACUCCAGCAGUUGCCAGACUCUGCCCCACGUGUUCAGCACUUGCCGUCCAUCUUGCUCGGCCCAAGGAGGCCUGUAGCAUCCUCCUUCCAAUGAAGAUUCAUGCGAAGAUCCAGGACGAAAAUUCAAAUUCCAUGGACUUUUGCUGCUUUUUUCUUGUUUUCACUGUGCCUAAUCGAAUGUGAGCUUCUUUCAACUUUUAAUCUUGUUUUCCAUCUUACCUUUACAAAGAAAUUCAGCUUACAAUGCUAUCCAAUGUUGCUCAGGUGUGGGAAGAAUAUAUUGGAUUCAAACUAUAAUAAAUGAG
Marmota monax (woodchuck) is the source of this 907-nucleotide messenger RNA. RefSeq names its product keratin-associated protein 26-1. Lineage: Eukaryota; Metazoa; Chordata; Mammalia; Rodentia; Sciuridae. The transcript has a single exon. The record is from RefSeq and is a predicted model, not a curated record. Gene Ontology annotation, cellular component: keratin filament. Gene Ontology annotation, molecular function: structural molecule activity. The coding region runs from base 50 to 679 and encodes 209 amino acids.